Messenger RNA from Penicillium pulvis, 849 nucleotides. RefSeq lists its product as uncharacterized. The coding region runs from base 1 to 849 and encodes 282 amino acids. NCBI's taxonomy places the organism in Eukaryota, Fungi, Ascomycota, Eurotiomycetes, Eurotiales, Aspergillaceae. The record is from RefSeq and is a predicted model, not a curated record. The transcript has 2 exons.
AUGUCCUACAACAGAGAAGAAUACGGUGGCGGCGGCUCCUCCGGCCAGAACUACUACGACCAAAACGCCGACUUCAGCGAACAGCCCCGCCACGGCCACGGUCACGGUCACCAGGGUGGUGAGCAAGAGUACCGCGGUGGAAACGAUGAGUACCGCGGUGGAGGUGGUCGUGGUGGUGAGCAAGAAUACCGCGGUGGAAACGAUGAAUACCGCGGCGGCGGCGGUCGUGGCGGCGAGCAAGAAUACCGUGGUGGAAACGACGAGUACCGCGGUGGAGGCGGCCAUGGAGGUCAGCAAGAAUACCGUGAUACACGCUACAACGGUGCCGAGUCCUACAGCGGCGGCGACGACUUCUCCUCCGCUGCCCAGCACGCCAACGAGCACCAUGGCGAUAGCUCGCACUCCGGACUCUACGACAAUGCUAUGUCCUACCUGAAUGACCGCAAGGGCCAGAUCCAGCAGGGUGAUUACGAGGUUGAUGAGCAGCAUGCUGUUCAGUCUCACCAGGCUAUGUACAGUGGUGGUAGCUCCGAGGGACAGAGCCAUGACUCUUCGUCCGUUGGUGCCGGUGCUGCUAUGCAGGCUUUGAAGAUGUUCACUGGUGGCAGUGAUAGCUCCAGUGAUGGUGGUUUUGAUAAGAACAAGUUGAUUGGUAUGGCUAUGUCUCAGGCUUCAAAGCUGUGGGAUGAGAAGCAGUCUGGUGGCGCUAGCAUGUCUGGUGACAAGCAGUCUGCUGUUAACAAUGCCGCUGAGAUGGCUAUGAAGAUGUACAUGAAGAGCGGAAGCGGUGGUAUCGGUGGCACUGGUGGUGCUAGCAGCCUUCUUAGCUUGGCUCAGAAGUUCUUCUAA